Molecule: messenger RNA, 747 nt
Organism: Leptopilina heterotoma
Lineage: Eukaryota; Metazoa; Arthropoda; Insecta; Hymenoptera; Figitidae
Exons: 4
Coding region: 76-747 (223 amino acids)
Source: RefSeq, a predicted model, not a curated record
GUUUUGUUGUAUGUUGUCAAAGAUAAAGUUGACAUUUUCCAAUUUCUUUUUUCGGUCUUUUAUUACUUGGUAAAAAUGGAACAAUAUUUAUUGGAAGGCGAUGGUUAUUUUACCAUAAUUGAAAAAAGUUCAAUUGCUGUUGAUGAGAAUGAAAUAGUGGAGUUAAAGGUUGGAUCAACUAUCAAUUAUUUGUGGCCAGAGCGUGCACGACACAAAAAAAAGUAUUCUGGGAAAAUAGUUGGAAUCUCAACUAAUGAAGCAGAUUUGCUAAAAUUAAAAACUCAAAAAUUACAAGAAGCAACAAGAAGUUUAAAAAGAAAAAGAAACGAAAAAUCCACAACAAGCUGUAAAAAAAAUCAAGCACUGUCAGAUGACAAUCCUCAGAAGAAAAUAAAUCAGAAACUUCUGCGCAAAGAAGCAAACAUUUCUAGUGCAAAGGAGAUAUUGAAAACUUUGGAUAUGGAUACUUUGGAAUGCUCUACAUUAUCUUAUGCACUAAACAAUAUUAAUAUUGCUUUACGUUUAGCAAAAGAUAUAACACCUACCUUGGAAAAAGCUAAAAAGUCAUUAGAAGAUUUCCUGUCAGAUCAAAGUUCGGAGCUAAUUCAUCUUGAUACCGGUGAAACGUCGACUUUCGUCAUUCAUGGACAACCUUCUCUCGAAUCAAUACAGUAUGAUCCUUCGACUGAAAAUCUGCCACGACCUGCUUUGAAGGGCAGACAUCUUCUUCGAAUCGAAACAAGAUGA